Messenger RNA from Culex pipiens pallens (northern house mosquito), 487 nucleotides. Its product is annotated as cytochrome c oxidase assembly factor 5. The record is from RefSeq and is a predicted model, not a curated record. Bases 110 to 358 code for a protein of 82 amino acids. Gene Ontology annotation, cellular component: mitochondrion. The transcript has 3 exons. Gene Ontology annotation, biological process: mitochondrial respiratory chain complex IV assembly. Lineage: Eukaryota; Metazoa; Arthropoda; Insecta; Diptera; Culicidae.
AUCCGCAACCGGUCAGCAACCAAGAUCUUUCUUCUGUUUACGAAAGAGUUUAUUCCCAAAUUAAGUUUGUAUUUUGUGCAACGCAGUUUGUUGUGAAACCCUUUCGAAGAUGAUGCGCUACGAGGGAACCCAGCAGCUGGCGGACGAAACGGCCUGUGCCCGGGUGCGGGCCGAUCUGAAAAUGUGCCUGCUGCAGAGCGAUUGCUGCAAGAAGGAACACAAACUUCCCCGGGAGUGUCUGAGCCGAACGGACGGGUCGGUUCCGGACGAGUGUCACGCGCUGCGGAACACCUUCUUCGAGUGCAAGCGGUCGCUGCUGGAUAAUCGGCAGCGUUUCCGAGGACGAAAGGGAUACUGAACAGAAGGCCAAGAAGUAAAAUGGUUCUGGAAUCGACUAUUACUCGGUAUCUUAUUUACAGUACUUGUAAGAGGUAGGAUUUGUUUUGUUUAGAUUAACAUUAAAUAUAACAAGAGUAUGAAAAUAGAA